AUGGACGACAGUGUUGUGUUGUGUUAUAUGGAUUUUCUGUGCGACGAAUUGACGACCAAUGUGUACCAUAAAAAAAUUAAAAUGAUGAUACGGGAAAACGAGAGAAGAAUAUAUAUCGAUAUAGGAGACGUACGUAAGUACAACAUUGUUAGGGCAAAUGAAUUGUUAAACAAUUUUUUGGUAGAAGAGGUAGCACUUAAGCGUGCGAUUAAAGAAUGUGUCCAAUGCAUAGACCCAUCUUAUGCAAAUAAACACGAAGAGUUUUUUGUUGGCUUCUAUGGUGCGUUUGGCUCGAAUCAUGUAACGCCUAGGACCUUAAGAUGCAAGUUUUUAGGCCGGUUAGUUUGUUUGGAUGGUGUUGUAACAAUGAGGUCGGAUAUAAAGUCAGUGUUAGUGAAAAGUGUCCACUAUUGUCCCGCUACUAGAAAAAUGCAUGAGCAUACACAUACUGACUUUUUAUCGACCUCAUAUAGUUUUGACUCUGCUACUUCAAAUUGCAAUUACCCGAGUAGAGAUAAUGAGGGCAAUCUCUUGGAGACUGAGUUUGGCAUCUCAGUGUUUAAAGAUCGGCAGUCCUUAAUUAUUCAGGAGUCCACUGAAAACAGCCCAGCCGGGCAAGCUGCCCGGUCUGUUGAUGUGGUAGUUGAGCAUGAUUUGGUGGAUAUGUGCAAACCGGGUGACAGGGUAAUGAUUAUUGGUCAUUAUCGUUCUUUUCUUCCACCAAAAGGCAGCAUUUUUUUUAAAACAAUGCUUAUUGCCAACAACAUUGUUUUAAAAAAUACGUAA
Molecule: messenger RNA, 786 nt
Organism: Metopolophium dirhodum (rose-grain aphid)
Lineage: Eukaryota; Metazoa; Arthropoda; Insecta; Hemiptera; Aphididae
Product: DNA replication licensing factor Mcm3-like
Exons: 1
Coding region: 1-786 (261 amino acids)
Biological process (GO): DNA strand elongation involved in DNA replication; double-strand break repair via break-induced replication; mitotic DNA replication initiation
Cellular component (GO): nucleus; MCM complex
Molecular function (GO): single-stranded DNA helicase activity; ATP binding; single-stranded DNA binding
Source: RefSeq, a predicted model, not a curated record